Molecule: messenger RNA, 699 nt
Organism: Sinocyclocheilus anshuiensis
Lineage: Eukaryota; Metazoa; Chordata; Actinopteri; Cypriniformes; Cyprinidae
Product: histone H3.2
Exons: 1
Coding region: 25-255 (76 amino acids)
Cellular component (GO): nucleosome
Molecular function (GO): structural constituent of chromatin; protein heterodimerization activity; DNA binding
Source: RefSeq, a predicted model, not a curated record
UUGAUGUAGUACUUCUGUGAGAUAAUGGCCAGAACCAAGCAAACCGCCCGUAAGUCCACUGGAGGUAAAGCCCCGAGGAAGCAGCUGGCUACUAAAGCCGCUCGUAAAAGCGCACCCGCUACCGGUGGCGUUAAGAAGCCUCAUCGUUACAGGCCCGGAACCGUAGCUUUGAGAGAGAUUCGCCGCUAUCAGAAGUCCACCAUCAUGCCCAAAGACAUCCAGCUGGCCCGCCGCAUCCGCGGAGAGCGCGCUUGAACCUCUGAUUACAUCAGCCGUACAAACCCCAAAGGCUCUUUUAAGAGCCGCUUUAAUAUCACCAUGAAAGAUUAUUUCCAUUGGUUUACGGUACAUGUAUAAAGUGUUUAUUAACUCACUUGGGUGUGUUUAAGUCAAGAUCGUUACAGUUUAAUUUGGCUUUAAUUGCGUCAAUCUGUACUAAAACAAUGUAAUCGAUAUGCAAUGCGUAUAAUGAGGGGAAAUGUUCUACAGCUAUAAAAUGAAAUCAAAGAAACCAGCUAGUUCAUAGUUUAGCAGAGAAGUACAGGCUGUAUGUAUUCAGUCUACACUCACUGCUUUUAUAUGGAGAACAUCUUGCCUGGCACUGCUGGAGAAGCCCCUGGCCUGUGGAAGCUGUCCUUAAGCAUUCCUCUUCUGCUAUCUUAUCACAUUCCUUACUACAAAUAAAAAAAAGCCUUUGAA